AUGGCAACUGUUUCAGCGCCGCCCCCGUCAGCCGAUGCUCUACGGGAUGUUGUACGAAAUGCUGGCAAGAAAGAAAUUGUUAGAACUCAUAUGCGAAAUCUAAUUGACAAAAUGCUCGCUCGUUAUUCCUCCGAAUUUGUUGUCUGCCGAGAACUUAUUCAAAAUGCCGACGAUGUAGGAGCAACAUGGUUUCAUUUUGAGAUUACAUGUCGCACAUGUAACGAUGUUAGACGACAACCAAGUCAUACAUCGGAGAUAGAUUUUCACAAUAGUUGUAUUACGGAAAUUUGUGCAACUAACAAUGGGCGUGAGUUUACUGAAACUGAUUGGAAGCGUGUAACUGCCAUUGCAGAAGGUAAUACCGACGUGGAUUCAGUUGGCCAAUUUGGUGUUGGAUUCUUUUCUGUGUUUUCACUUUGUGAAGAACCGAUUAUUAUUUCGGGAAAAAAAUUUAUGGAAUUUAUCUGGCAAGACAAUAGAAUUUUGAAAACAUAUCUUCGUGAUUUACCUACCAAGAAACAAUCUCAAUCGACUUCAAUUUGUCUUACGUUGAACAAAAAAUAUAUUUUACUUAAUCAUCCAACUACUGAACAUGUCGAGAUAUUGACCGGCAAUUAUCGAUUAUCAAAUGAAGAGACAACAAACGAAAUUUUUUUAACUUUGAAUUUAUCAGACCUCAAGGCUUAUUUCACAAAAGGUUAG
Messenger RNA from Adineta steineri, 702 nucleotides. NCBI's taxonomy places the organism in Eukaryota, Metazoa, Rotifera, Eurotatoria, Adinetida, Adinetidae. The record is from the annotation of a GenBank genome assembly.